Neodiprion virginianus is the source of this 842-nucleotide messenger RNA. Its product is annotated as endocuticle structural glycoprotein SgAbd-8-like. Gene Ontology annotation, molecular function: structural constituent of chitin-based larval cuticle. Gene Ontology annotation, cellular component: chitin-based extracellular matrix. The transcript has 3 exons. Bases 76 to 651 code for a protein of 191 amino acids. The record is from RefSeq and is a predicted model, not a curated record. Lineage: Eukaryota; Metazoa; Arthropoda; Insecta; Hymenoptera; Diprionidae.
AUUGCAGGCAUUCCUAGAGUUGCACGUCAAGUUUUGACAACAGUGAAGACAGCUUCGAUUCGGAAGAGAAGGAAAAUGAAGAUCGCCGCCCUUUUGUUCGUUGCCGGAGUGGCCAGCGCUGCCCGUUUGGAGAAGACCUACCUUCCACCGGUUUCGGCCGCGACGGCCGGAGGAGCGGGGCUCGUUCAAGCUCCGGGAUUAUUCACUGGAGCUUACAAUCCCCAGGCUCACGCCACCGCUGCAGGUUCUUAUCACGGACAACAGAUCGCGAUCACCAAGUACGACAAUCAGAACAACGCCGACGGAUCUUACCGCUACAACUACGAAACGGCUAAUGGAAUUUCCGCUGAGGAAACCGGAGUAGCCCGUGGCAACACCGAGGCUGUUUCCGGCUUCUACUCGUACACCGGGACCGAUGGACUCAAGUACACGGUCCACUACACCGCUGAUGAGAACGGUUUUCAUCCCGAAGGUGCUCACCUCCCGACUCCACCACCCGUUCCCGAAGAAAUACGUCGCGGGGUCGAGUUGUCUCUGGCCGCUGAAGCCCGCGGGGAAAACCAGGGAGGACAGUAUCAUUCCGGAUCUGCCCAGGUGUACAACAACCAGCAUUCCUCGGCCGCAGCCAAUGCCGGAGGCUAUCACUACUAGACUUGGCUAUUGUUCGGUGCAUGUCGCAUCCGAGGAACAGAAGCCACGUGAGACAACACCUUUGAGGGUGUUGACUUCUUCGUUCUUUGUAUUAUCCUUGCAGAUACUCGCAAUAACUAGGUUUAUAUUUUGUAAAAAUUUGUAUUGUACACCAAUAAAGAUGACGCAUUUUACGAUGCUUUUGUAAACAA